Messenger RNA from Phacochoerus africanus (Common warthog), 2013 nucleotides. RefSeq names its product multiple inositol-polyphosphate phosphatase 1 (gene MINPP1). Lineage: Eukaryota; Metazoa; Chordata; Mammalia; Artiodactyla; Suidae. The transcript is spliced from 5 exons. The record is from RefSeq and is a predicted model, not a curated record. The coding region runs from base 39 to 1496 and encodes 485 amino acids. Gene Ontology annotation, molecular function: acid phosphatase activity; inositol phosphate phosphatase activity.
CCAGCCGGUACGUCGCCCUCCGCGGGGCGCAGCGCACCAUGCUCCCGCUUCCCGGCCGACUCUUCAGGGUUCCCGUAGCACCUGUCGCGGCCCUGGCUGUGGCGCUGGUCUCGUCGCUUUCUCGCUGCUCCCUCCUGGAGCCGGAAAACCGCGUGGUCUCGGCGCUCAGCCCCUACUUCGGCACCAAGACUCGCUACGAGGAUGCCAACCCCGGGCUGCUGCCGGACCCCGAGGUCCCGCGGCGGGACCCGGAGCUAUUGGAGGAGACCUGCAUCCCUGUGCAGCUGGUCGCCCUCAUCCGCCAUGGCACCCGCUACCCGACGGCCAAACAAAUCCGCAAGCUGCGGCAGCUGCACGGGCUACUGCAGGCCCGCGCGCCGGAUAAGGGGACCCGCGCUGCCGGCGGCCGCGACCUGGGCGCCGCGCUGGCCGACUGGCCGUUGUGGUACGCGGACUGGAUGGAUGGGCAGCUGGUGGAGAAGGGGCGGCAGGACAUGCGACAGCUGGCGCUGCGCCUGGCCUCCCUUUUCCCGGCCCUUUUCAGCCGGGAGAACUACGGCCGCCUGCAGCUAGUCACCAGCUCCAAGCACCGCUGCGUGGACAGCGGCGCCGCCUUCCUACAGGGGCUGUGGCAGCACUACCACCCGGGGUUGCCGCCGCCCGACGUCGCAGAUAUGGAGUGUGGACCUCCAAGAAUUAAUGAUAAAUUAAUGAGGUUCUUUGAUCAUUGUGAGAAGUUUUUAACUCAAGUGGAAAGGAAUGCUACGGCUCUUUAUCAUGUAGAAGCCUUCAAAACUGGACCAGAAAUGCAGAACAUUUUAAAAAAAGUUGCAGCUAUUUUGCAAGUACCAGUCAAUAAUUUAAAUGCAGAUUUAAUUCAGGUAGCUUUUUUCACCUGUUCAUUUGACCUGGCAAUUAAAGGUGUUAAAUCUCCUUGGUGUGAUGUUUUUGACAUAGAUGAUGCAAAGGUUUUAGAAUAUUUAAAUGAUCUGAAACAAUAUUGGAAAAGAGGAUAUGGGUAUACUAUUAACAGUCGCUCCAGCUGCACCCUGUUUCAGAAUAUCUUUCAGCACUUGGACAAAGCAAUUGAACAGAAGCAAAGUUCUCAGCCAGUUUCCUCUCCAGUCAUCCUUCAGUUUGGUCAUGCAGAGACUCUUCUUCCACUGCUUUCUCUCAUGGGCUACUUCAAAGACAAGGAGCCCCUCACAGCUUAUAAUUAUAAAGAGCAAAUGCAUCGAAAGUUCCGAAGUGGUCACAUUGUACCCUAUGCCUCAAACCUAAUAUUUGUGCUUUACCAUUGUAAAAAUGCUAAGACACCUAAAGAAGAAUUCCGAGUGCAGAUGUUACUGAAUGAAAAGGUGUUACCAUUGGCUCACUCACAAGAAACUGUUUCUUUGUAUGAAGAUCUGAAGAACCACUAUAAGGACAUCCUUCAGAGUUGUCAGACUACUGAAGAUUGUGAAUUACCAAAAGUGAACACAUCUGAUGAGCUUUGAGUAACUGGAGAACAGUUUUAAUUUGUCAGGAAUCUGUUAUAGGGAGUGAUCACAUGUUUGAACUAGGUGGGCAGUCCCUGGCUACAGAAAGCUUUAGCAUUACUUAGGUUUUUCUGUCUCUUCAAAGAAAAAUAUUUCUUUUGGAGUUUGGACAUGGCUUUAUAAGAAAUGAUUCUUCACUGGAACAGCUCUCUUAAUGGGAAAAAAAUCUAUUCAAAGAGAUAACUGACAUUACAAAUGUUUACAGAAAUUAAAUUAUUCCCAUUUUAUGUAAGAAAUCUCACACUGAGAUAGAAUAUGAUUUCAGAAUACUUGAAAGUGCUGGAGUAACAAAAUAUUUACAUCAGUUGGACAAUCUGGAACUUGACAGGCUUAAGUCUAGGAACUUUACCAGUUGUGCUGCAGUUCUUUCAUUUUUCCUCAGAUAACACAGUUUUAGCAUUGCCUUUCUUAAUCAAAAAUAUGAUUCACGGAGUUCCCGUCGUGGCUCAGUGGUUAACGAAUCCAACUAGGAACC